CGUAGAUGUUGAUUGACGCCCCAAAAUACCGGCUUAAAACUUGUCGUCAUCAUAUACCACACCCGGCCUACAAGGUGUCAGGAGGCGUGCCCACUGGUAUAUAGGGCGAGCAAGUCCGACAACUCCGGUAACACUCUCACUAGAGGGCACAAUAGGAGCCGGCUGCAAAUUCAGGUCGUCCACGGCACCAGAUACUCGGUAGCUAGGUCAUCAUUUCGAUCCAACAUUGACUGAAGAAAUCUUCACACUACUUCAGACCAGUAUGCCGGUGUUUGAGAAGGAGACGGGUGCCCUGGCGGUAACUGACGGGGCAGUCCUGACUGUCGGCGGCAUCGAGUCAAAACAGACGCCGAAGGAUGUGCUCGCCGGGUCCGACAAACGCAUGAAACAGUCUGCAGGCGACACCGGGGCAGACAAGUCCAGAAUGGUCAAGAUGGUGAACCAAGACUUGGAGGAGGUGGAAAGCCGCACCAUGACGCUGGAGGACUGGCACAAUAAAUGGCGCAGGGGCAAGACCAAGUUUCACAUGCCCAAGGUCCACCCGUACGUAAGACUAGAAAACCAUUAACUAAGCUAUUGACUAAAAAAACAUCUUACGCAACUUGCUUGGGUGUCCCAUCAAUAAGGCCAUGUUGAUUUGGUUAUAUGGAUGACAUCCGCGCC
Molecule: messenger RNA, 663 nt
Organism: Branchiostoma floridae (Florida lancelet)
Lineage: Eukaryota; Metazoa; Chordata; Leptocardii; Amphioxiformes; Branchiostomatidae
Exons: 2
Coding region: 263-568 (101 amino acids)
Source: RefSeq, a predicted model, not a curated record